UGCUCCUCCCCACUUCGGCCCAACCAGGCCUAGCAAAACAGAGCUCUCUCCUGUACACGCGCCCGCCCGCCCAGAAUUCUUCCGCGAUCCUACCACCAGCCCGCAGACCUGAGCAGCAGGCCAGAAGCUGAGGGGCGGGGCUGACUUUCACUGACAGUCCGGAUCGGCCAAUCAAAAGCAAGAAACGAACCUGGCCCUUCCGAGUCGGUUGGCAGUUCGUUGCCUUAGCAACGGCGUCUGGCGGACGGCCUGUGAGUGAGGAGGGGCCGGGCGGGGAGGGAGCGGCUCGGCCCGCUCACCAUGGGCAUGGGGACCAUUAGGGUCUAUUACACCAGCGUCACCGGAUCCAGGCAGGUGAAGCAGAAACAGGCAGAAGUUACUCGAAUUUUGGACAUUAACAAAACAAAGUAUGAGUUAAUAGAUGUAUCCAUCAGUGAACAUCUGCUUCAAGAGAUGAGGGCAAAGGCUGGUAAUCCUAAUGCAGUACCGCCUCAGAUAUUCAAUGGUGAUGACUACUGCGGAGUAAGAAAAAAAAAUCUAGAUUUUGUUUUUAAACAAUAAGGACUUUGAGAUGUUAUAUGAAGCAACUGAAAAUGAAGAAGUUUGGAAGUUUCUGAAGAUGGCAUCAAUAGACAAGCCUGCAAGAGAGGAAAUUACUGUCUAACGGGUGUAUCCAGAUCUGAACUCCAACAAUUCUUUAGGAACCAAAUCUACUAAAUAUAUUUAUUUCUUAAUUGUUUUGUUCAUUUUCAGGGUAAAUAAAUCUUAUGUAUUUUUGUGUUUUAAUAUUAAAAUAUAGCAGAUUCAGGUCUUCUUUGAUAGACUACACAUUGUACCAUUCGAAAGCAGUUUUUCAACCAAACUAGAAGAUAGAUGUCCUAAAGGCUUCUAAACCUCUUUUGUUCUGAAAGCCAACUUACAUUGUUUUCCAUGUUUCUGAGGGGUCUUUUAUUAAACAAAGUAGUUCAUACAUAUCUUCUUUAGACCUUUGGCAUGAGGUAAUCUUUUUUUCUAAUACAGCAUACGUAGAAAGAUUAUAUUGUUAUAUUCAUUGAGCAGUUUUAUUUAUGUGGGACAUUCAAUAAAAGGUAAUGAGUAUAGUAAUAA
Chrysemys picta bellii (western painted turtle) is the source of this 1107-nucleotide messenger RNA. The record is from RefSeq and is a predicted model, not a curated record. NCBI's taxonomy places the organism in Eukaryota, Metazoa, Chordata, Testudines, Emydidae.